Messenger RNA from Gryllus bimaculatus (two-spotted cricket), 1899 nucleotides. Lineage: Eukaryota; Metazoa; Arthropoda; Insecta; Orthoptera; Gryllidae. The record is from the annotation of a GenBank genome assembly.
AUGUUUGAUGGGCGACAUGGCAACAGUGGUACUUGUCGCUCUUCGCAGAAAACGGUACUUGAACAAUGCAGGCUGGAACACAGGUAUGCGUGGCACCAGUCCAGCCCCCUGCAGACGGCGUCGAACCGUCGACGCCAACAUGACCACACUCGUACGCGGCCAUCGCUGCACCACAAAUUGAAGCCCAAUGCUGUGGACGAUGUCGUUCUGUCAGUUACAGCCAUGCGGUGUGGUGUUUUGUGGUACGUGAGCGCUGCUACAGCGGUGUUUGUGGUGCUGAGCGCUGCUACAGCGAGUUGUUUGGUGUGGUGUUUUUUUGGUGCUGAGCGCUGCCUACAGCGAGGUGUUUUUUGGCGCUGUCUACAGCGAGUGGUUUGUGGUACUGAGCGCUGCUUCAGCGAGUGUGAUGUUUGUGGUACUGAGCGCGAGAGGUGUGGUGUUUGUGGCGCUGCUACAGCGAGUGUUUGUGGUAAUGAUUGCGAGAGGUGUGGUGCUUGUGGUACUGAGUGUGAGAGGUGUGGUGUUUUUGGUGCUGAGUGCGAGAGCGAGUGUUUGUGGUGUGAGCGCUGCUACAGCGGUGUUUGUGGUGGACUGAGUGCGAGAGGUGUGGGUUUGUUUGUGGUGGCUGAGCGCUGCUACAAGCAGUGUUGUGGCGCUGCAACAGCCGAGUGUUUGUGUGCGGCAGGUGAUCCGGCCGCACGCCGGCCCCCUCGCGCGCUCGGUGUGAUGGACCGCGUCUGGGUGACGCGGCCCCCCGCUGCUGCCGGUGAGUACCCACCGCCCACGUGCGCUGGUGUUCACGUGCGCUGUGCGUGGGUGGGCCGACUGCCCCACAUGCGGCGCCCGACGCCCGGGUCGUCGUGUGUGGACACGCGACAUUCGGCGACCGGCGCUUCGCAGGCGGUGCCAGGAACGCCCACGCGCCCAACAAGGAGACCUCACGCGUCGUAUGUCAACAAACGAAAAGAACUCGCGUGGGUAGCAUGUGGGACGGCCGAUUACCCCACAUGCAGCGUCUGGUGCGUGGCGCGGCACGCCGCGUCCCGUGCCAGGCGCACCCACGCCGCUAACGACCAGAACAUUCCACGUCCCGCUGACGCCUUGACACGCAGAAAAAAAGCGCUCAGCUAUACGCAUCGUUAUGCGGCUCCUCGGCUGACCUAUAUCUCUCGGUACUUGCCGUGUGAUUCUCGACUCCACACCGUCCCCAGCGCCGACGUGGCCGUAAAACGCAGCGUCGGCCGCUGCCAUCGGCCGUCCUCGCCGUCGCGGGUGAUUCACGCUCGUGCGGUGCGGGGGCGCGCGCUCGCGGCUGCUGACCUGAGGGGCGUCGCCAAUCGGCGUUCGCCACACGCGACGCCGCGCCGGGAACAUCGGGGCCGAGCGGGCGGGCGGACUAGGGAGCGAGAAGGCGAGCGAGAAGGCGAGCGAGACGGGCGGGCGAGACGAGGGCGGGCGAGAGGAGNCAAUCGAGCCGACCGCGACUUCUUGCGCGCCGCCGCCGCCGCCGCCGACCGCGGACGCCGGCCCGCGGGGCCGUCGACCGCGAACCGCCGACAGGAGCCGCUCCUGGAACGUCGGCGGCCGUUUCGCGCGGGCGCGCUCGUGCCCUAUGGACCGCGGGCGUUCUGGGAAGCCGCUGAGGAGGUGAUGGUGAUGGGGAGGGGAAGGUGGCGGCGUUCGGUGACCGUUGGUGCUCUCGGGCUUCACGGUCGAUCUGUCCAGAGCACCCUGUGCCCCUUCCUGGGCGCUCAUCUGCAGUCUUUUGUCUCUCUUGGAAGACAUGAGUGUUCGGGGCGGGGAAUUUCUGCACAACAAGUAAUGUGUGACUCUCCGUGCAAUUUGGUCCGUCCCGUCGGUCGAACCGCAACGCGCAAGCUCUGCAAAACGUUGACAUAA